UUCAGACCAUCGACCAAGACGAUGUCAUCCCAAUUCUCUGUGACUGUGCGUACUUCCUGAAGAAUCGACCGUGUUUUACGAUGGUAGGUUGAUUCUGCCACUCGCGAGGGAGAGGAAGGAGAACUAGGUUGCCUUGCCUGUACUGGGGAUGAUGUUGGUGUAGAGGGUCCACGAAAAGAGGCCAAGCGGCUCAUAAUUAGAGAAUAAACGAAAUUGAAUUGUGCAGCGAAGAAUGGUAAACGUCAGAAAGGAUGAGACUACCUAUUCUGGCAGUUUCCUCAGAGCAGAGGCUGAGCUCGUCCUAGAAGAGGCUCGGAGAGCCAAGGCAGAGAAGACCAAAGACUUGGGUUCACCCAUUAAACUGUCUGGACUUGCUCUUGCGAUCCAAGUUCGAGGUAAUCACGCAUGGAUAGCUGAGAAUACAUCUGUUAUUCGAAAGAUUGACCUUGAGACUGGCAAAACGCUCCAAGUGUUCCGUGGACACACUGCACCGGCGACUUCACUCGCAUUCUAUGAGAAGGUACCUGGUUCUGGGGAUGAUGGUAUCCUGAUAUCUGGGUCAUGGGACAAAACGAUCAAUGUGUGGGAUGUUGAGACGAAGCAGUUGAUCUCCUCGACGCCCGCACACACGGAUUUUGUCAAGUCUCUGUUAGUUAUCCCAUCACUCAAACUACUGGUGUCCAGUAGUUCAGACAAGAUAGUCAGAUUCUGGGAUUUAUCUUCACUUCAUAAUGGCAAACCGUUACAAUCAGUCGGUUCAAUCUCAGCACACACACGACCUGUAGAAUCUCUCUAUGCGCGUCCCGAGUCGAAUUCCACCGCCAUUCUCUAUACCGGUGAUACGAUGGGUAUCAUCAAAGUAUGGGAACUUAGCAAAGAAGCAGACGUAUCUCCGCCUAGAUUCCGGGCUACCCAGAUCGAUGACCUACAGAACCAUCGGACAGGUGUGAAUGAGAUGUAUCAUGGUAAUGGCCAACUAUGGACUGCCUCCUCAGAUGAUACAGUUCAAAUCAUAGACCACCCCACCCAAGCCUCCUCAUCUUCAAAACCCAUCCCACCAAUCACUCAUCCAACAGCAGUCAAAGCCAUCCUACCCAUUUCCCUCACACCUCUCGCGGAACCCUACCUCCUCACAGGUUCCGGAGACGUCAUUCGGGUAUAUGAUGUCUCUUCCCCUCGUGAACCAGAACUUCUCAAUACAGUGGAUGCACAUUGGCAUGACGUGACCGCACUGAGGUUGUGGAUGAGACGCACUGCUGUGGAGGGUCAAUUGGGGAAGGUUAUGGUUGAGCCUUGGGUGAUUAGUACGAGUUUGGAUGGGACGAUUCGGAAAUGGAAGUUGACAGAAUUGCUGCAGCCUCCGCCGCCUAAGCCGAUAGAGACCACAGCUUUGGCUCCAGUAGAACCAGUAAAACUUGAGAAGACAUCAGGCCUCACGGAAGAAGAGGAACGUGAGUUGGCCGAACUUAUGGAAGACGACUGAUAGGACAUAUAUGGAAGCAGAUCGUAAUGUACAAUGCGAUAGAUGAGAAUACUUGAUACCCAGCCUCGUAUAUAUCUUGUAAUAGAUUCAUUCAAAUGAUACGCCAUUGAGGGUUUAG
This is a messenger RNA of Somion occarium, 1601 nucleotides long. The record is from the annotation of a GenBank genome assembly. Lineage: Eukaryota; Fungi; Basidiomycota; Agaricomycetes; Polyporales; Cerrenaceae.